Messenger RNA from Prorocentrum cordatum, 472 nucleotides. The record is from the annotation of a GenBank genome assembly. Lineage: Eukaryota; Dinophyceae; Prorocentrales; Prorocentraceae.
AGUGGCCAUUUUGCUUAAGCUUGGGGCUCAAGCUCCUGCUGCACCUGUAGCCCAGUUUCGUCGCCGUCACCACCGAGGCAUCAGGCUACUUCCAAGAUGGCGCUGGCAACGAGCGGGCGUCUCAGGCUGCUGUGCCGCAAGACGGAGCUCUGCCGCUUCUUCCAAAAGGGCGCAUGCAAGCGCGGAUCGGCGUGCGACUUCGCCCACGAGGAGCAGGACGUGCGGGAGAAGCCAGACCUCAAGCGCACGAAAGUGUGCCCCACGGUGGCCGAGGGCCUGUGCUGCGAGGACCCGCGCUGCCCCUUUGCCCACGACGCCGGCGAGGUCCGCAAGUUCAAGCCGCACCUGCCCGCCGUGGACCAAGACGUCGCCGCGAGCACGAAGAAGAGAUCAGGCAGAGUCUUCCAGGCUUCAGUCGGGCCUGUCCCUCGACAGGAGGAAUAUUCCCAAAUAGUGCAGAACUAGUCUGGGG